Messenger RNA from Urocitellus parryii (Arctic ground squirrel), 876 nucleotides. The record is from RefSeq and is a predicted model, not a curated record. NCBI's taxonomy places the organism in Eukaryota, Metazoa, Chordata, Mammalia, Rodentia, Sciuridae.
AUGAUAGCAGGGGAGGAGGGGAAGAGGAAGGAGGAGAGGCGACCACGGAAAGUGCGGCUGGGCAGCCAGGACUGGUGUGGGGUCAUGACCGGAGCUUCAGGGUGUCCCUACUGCCACCUUCUCCUCUUGCUCCUGCUGCUGCUGACUGCCUUACUCAUGGCCGCGCCCUUCAACCAGGUGCCSGGCGAACAGCGGUCCCCAGAGCUCUGGGCCCCACAGGACGCCGACUUGCAGCUGAUCCGCAGCCGGCCCUCGGGUCCUGCAAGGCCCUAGGGCUUGUCGCGGGAGGCUGGCGACUACCAGUACGCGCCGAAGCCGAAACACAGGCGCCCGGAUCGGCUGUUGAGUCUGCUGGGCGCCUCCUACGAUCCCUUCUGGUUGACGGAGGAGGAGCCUCACCGUGGCGGACACCGGGAGGGGCGGAUGGGCACGCUGAGCCGCGAGCUGGCUGACAGCAUGGAGCGCUACCUCGGCCAGCUGGCUCGGGAGGUCGCCGAGCUGCCGCUGCCCGCACUGCCGGCCCUGGAGCCCAACACCAGCAGCGGAGCCUGGGGGCUGCGGGAGGCUUCGAGCAUUCUGCGCCACUGGCUGGUGGACCUCGCUUCCUGUGGCCUCAACUCAUCUUGGGUAGAUCUGGGCCCCGUUUUCUGGCCCCGCUGGGUCCGCCACACCGACUGCGAUGCGUUGCCUCCCGCUUGUUCCUGGCCGCCUGGCAUGACCUGCCGGCCUGCACAGACCAUGCACAUCAAGCUGCUGGCCUGGCACUGCUGGUUGAGGCCCAGGCUGCCACCAGGUCAGGCACACCCCCUGCAGCAGUGCGCAUGGCGCCAGGUGCUCUACCCAGUAGUGGCGGCCUGCAAGUGUUCCUGCCGCUGA